AUGGACUUGUUAAGUUUGCAGAUUGCAUUAGGCGGUAAAACACACUUUAGUUGUGAUGCUUCUCUCUUGAUUGACCCAACGCCCGAAAGACAAUCAGAGAAAAGUGCGGUACCAAAUGCAAGCGUGAGAGGUUACGAGAUCAUUGAUGAGGCUAAGAAGCUGCUCGAGGCUGCAUGCCCCCGAACUGUUUCAUGCGCUGACAUUGUAACUCUCACCACUAGAGACUCCGUGGCAUUAGCUGGUGGUCCAAGAUUUUUUGUACCAACAGGAAGACGUGAUGGAUUAUUGUCAAACCCCGAUGAUGUAGAGUUGCCCGGACCAGCAUUUCCGGUAGCCAAUUCCAUCGAAUUAUUUGCAGCUCAUGGUUUGAAUACGGAAGACAUGGUUACACUUAUUGCUGGUGGCCACAGUGUUGGUGUCACGCAUUGUAGCUUCAUCCGAAAUAGAAUCAAUGACCCUGCAAUGAACAGAACAUUGAGUGCUAGGUUGAGGGACAUAUGUCGUGCUCCAAAUGACCCAUCAGUGUUCUUGGACCAAGGGACUCCAUUUACAGUGGAUAACGUGAUCUUCAGAGAGAUUGAAGCGCAAAGAGGAAUCCUAAAAAUUGAUCAAAACAUGGGUCUCGACAAUUCAACCCGUGAAACUGUGUCAAUGUUUGCCUUAAACAAUAAACUCUUUAGACGGAGAUUUGCCAAAGCAAUGAAGAAGAUGGGUACCAUAAGAGUUCUUACCGGACGACGUCUUGGAGAGAUCAGACAAAACUGCAGAGUCUUCAACUAA
Camelina sativa (false flax) is the source of this 780-nucleotide messenger RNA. The record is from RefSeq and is a predicted model, not a curated record. NCBI's taxonomy places the organism in Eukaryota, Viridiplantae, Streptophyta, Magnoliopsida, Brassicales, Brassicaceae.